Messenger RNA from Lottia gigantea (owl limpet), 1656 nucleotides. RefSeq lists its product as hypothetical. The coding region runs from base 1 to 1656 and encodes 551 amino acids. Gene Ontology annotation, cellular component: nucleus. Lineage: Eukaryota; Metazoa; Mollusca; Gastropoda; Lottiidae. The record is from RefSeq and is a predicted model, not a curated record. Gene Ontology annotation, biological process: tRNA N2-guanine methylation. Gene Ontology annotation, molecular function: metal ion binding; RNA binding. The transcript has 3 exons.
AUGGCAACAGUUGUGGAGAAAGCAUCGGAAAACAAUCUGAAUUUCAUUAAAGAAGGGAAAGCAGAAGCAUUUCAACCUAAAAAUGUGUUUUAUAAUCCUGUUCAAGAAUUCAAUAGAGAUAUUACCAUAGCAGUAAUUAAUGAGUUUGCUAAAGAAACUAUUCAAAACAAAAAUUGCAAAAAGGUUGAAAAUGAUGUUGAUCAAGCAAACGUAGAGCUAAAGGUAGGAGUAAAAUGUGAUAAUGGAAUUAAAAUAUUGGAAGGAUUAUCUGCUAGUGGUUUAAGAUCAAUGAGAUUUGGACUAGAAAUCGCUGGUGUAAAAGAGAUUGUAACUAAUGAUGUCAGUAAAUGGGCAGUAGAUAUUAUUGAUAAAAAUAUCGAACAUAACAAAUUACAACAUUUAGUAAUGUCAAAUUUAGGGGAUGCUUCUAUGUUGUUGUAUCAAAAUAAGACAGAAAAAAGUUUUGACGUAGUUGAUCUGGAUCCCUAUGGAAGCCCAGCACAAUUUUUAGAUGCUGCUGUCCAAGCUGUGAGGGAUGGAGGAUUGUUAUGUGUAACAGCAACAGAUAUGGCUGUUCUUUGUGGUAAUGCAGGAGAAAAGUGUGCUGCAACAUAUGGUGCUAUGUCUGUCAGAAUGAAAUGUUGUCAUGAAGAGGCCUUACGUAUAUUAUUACAGUGUAUUGAAACUCAUGCUAAUCGUUAUUCACGUUAUAUUGAACCGGUUAUAUCUCUUAGUGUGGACUUUUAUGUUCGAGUCUUCGUCAAGAUUCAUACUGGUGCUAAGAAGGUCAAAGAGUCAGUGACUAAAAAAUCCAUGUUUUACCAUUGUGUAGGAUGUGGAACGGUUACGCUACAAAAAUUAGGUAUAAAAGAACCAACUGAAGGCAAUAAUUUUAAAUUUUUACCAGCUCAUGGUCCACCAGUUGGUUCUAGUUGUGACCAUUGUAACAGUCGUCAUGUUAUUGGUGGACCAGUGUGGUCCGAUCCCAUUCAUUCUAUAGACUUUAUAGACAGAGUUCUUACUAGUGUUUCUACUAAUCUCCAAUAUCUUAAUACAUCAAAACGAAUCAGUGGUUUAUUAACAGUGGCUAAAGAAGAAUUACAAGAUAUACCAUUUUACUAUGUAUUAGAUGAUCUAUGUUCAACUGUACAUUGCAGUCCCCUAUCUUUAGAAAAGUUUAAUUCAGCUAUAUUGAAUGCAGGCCAUAAAGUAUCCUUAUCACAUGCCGCCAGAAAUUCAAAGAAAACUGAUGCUCCAUCUAAAUUUAUUUGGGAUAUAAUGAGGACAUGGGUAAAACAGAAUCCUAUUAAAGAUAAUCGUCGAGCUACAGGAUCAAUAGCUAGUAUAAUAUUAGACAAAGAAAUUCAAAAUAACAUCUCAUUCACACCCCACCCUCAGGCUAUUCCAGCUUCCCGUAAUAAAGGUUUGGUCAGAUUUCAACCUAAUCCUGAAUCAAACUGGGGACCUAAACCAAGACCAUCAUUAAAUAAUGAAGAUAAACAGAAAAAGUUUCAAGGGAAAAGAAAACAUAAGCAGAAUACAGUAGAUACUAAACAAUAUAGUUGUAAAAGAUUUAAAGCUGGUCAAUGUGAAUUAGGUGAAGAAUGUAAAUACAGUCAUAAGUUGGAAGAAUGUAGUCUUGAAGAUAAAACAUAA